Symbiodinium sp. CCMP2592 is the source of this 1840-nucleotide messenger RNA. Lineage: Eukaryota; Dinophyceae; Suessiales; Symbiodiniaceae. The record is from the annotation of a GenBank genome assembly.
AUGGCGACAGAUUUGGCGGAAACUUCAACAGGAUUGAGUUUUGGGCAACGAUGCAAUGAUGUUGAUGCGUAUAUGUCUCCAACCAAAGAUUUGGAGUGGACGACCACCUCAUGCGGAACAGCAUGCACCGGAUUCACUGGAGUCAAGAAAACCUCGACCAUGUCGAGCCCGGAAGCGACGUGGGAGCUGGCAGGAAGAGCCAGGACGGAGCGGAGCGAGAACUCAAGCAUGUCUGGGCUUUCACCGACGGCAAAAGAGCUUCUCACGGAGGUUGACCCAGAGAUUCUUCGUGGCGUCCGGCUUGACAUCGCUCUGCAGGGUCUUGGACGACACCUGCGUCCACCAGAUUCUGGCAUGUUUCAUGUGGAUCCGAAGAACUAUGCUUUGAGUCGGAAGACUGCCAAAUUUCAUGCCUUCCUCAGCCACGACUGGGCAUCAUCCAGAUGGAUGAAGGUGAUUGCGCUUCUAAUUGCCUUCAAUGCACGUGCAGCCUCGAUCACCACAACUAUCGUCAGCGUUCUGACAGGACUUCUGUGUGCUUUCGGGGUACUACCCCGUGAUAUGUGGAUUGCUGUCCUGCCGCAUGCCACAUUCUGGCUUGUGCUCCUGUUCUGGCAGCGGAUUAGAAGCUUCGUGGGUUUUCCAGUUGUGGUUUUCCUGGACAAGCUCUGUAUUGCACAGCAUGACGAGAACCUGAAAGAGAAGGGGGUGCUGGGACUGGCAGCUUUCCUGAACCGCUCGGAUGAACUGACAAUUCUUUGGUCCAAAAACUACUUCCGCCGGCUUUGGUGCAGCUUUGAGCUUGCAACGUUUAUGAAGGACAGCAACAAGCAUGCGCACAUUCGGCUGGUGCCCCUGAAGAUGGGGGUCUUGGUGGCGCUCUGGUCACAAGUCGCAGUGGUCGCAGCGGCCCUGCUCCACCUUUCGCUAGACGCGGACUGUGGUCACAUUCGAUGCCAUCUCAUUGUGGGGAGCCUGGUGGCUGCAGCCGUCAUUGCAAUCUUUCCUGCGCUUAAUUAUAUUGGCAUUGGCCUCAUGCAGGAGCUGGAGGACUUGCCUCGGCAGGUGUGCAACUUUCGGGUGCAGCAAUGCGAGUGCUUCUGCUGCUCAAAUCAACACCGACAUCCGGACACGGGGGCAGAAAUCCAUUGCGAUCGCGCCGCUGUUGGGCAGAUGCUUCAGCAGUGGUUUGGACGACCAAGUGACGUCGGCGAGGAGCACUGCAGACGCUUCAAUCGUCUCGUGCGUGAUCGCUUGGGCCCCCAAAUCCUCGGCUCUGUUGGAAGUGAUGCCCUGCCAAUCUCCUACGUGCUCUACGUGGUUUGUUGCAGUAAUGUUCCCUGGCUGUGUACGGUCAUUGACCGUAUUGCAGCAGGACCGGCCGCCGCAGCUGGGAUUGAUUCCCUGUUCUGGGGCCUCCGGAUUUUCCUUCAAUGGGCACAACUCUGCCUCGCGGCGUUGUGCGUCAUGCGUGUUAGCCUACUGCUGUGGAAGCAAGGGCGCAACAUACAAGGGCAUGGAAAGCGCUUCCUGGCGUCAAUUGCCAUGGUCGUCCCAAUAGUAGCAACCGGAAUGGCCACCUGGUGGUCUUUCGUUCUGGUCUACGAUGCGACUCCAGACAACAGCAUGCUUCCCGCGAUUCCAUUUAUCGUGGUGCUUGCCAUCGAUGUGUACCUAUAUUGGCCGCCAACCGUGCAGGUGUCCGACUUGGAACGGACUCCAGAGACGCUACCGGGAGUUUUAGAAGCCGGGGAGAUUUGCUCUCCAUGUUCCUCCAUCACUGGCGACAUGUUCUCUCCGGUCAACGUCCUUCCCAGUGUAUGGCCCAGUGAACAGAAAG